AUGAAGCCCUCGAGACUCCCAAAACCUGCUUCCCGCGCGAUCCGCUACCAUUCUGCUCAAAGACAUCAGCGACUAUACCAUGCGUCUCGAGCCGCUUUUGUAUCGGCAGCCGCUAGUACAGGCUCGCAAUCGUCAGUCAACCCAGACGAAAUAGCCCUGUUUUCUCGCCUCUCUUCGCAAUGGUGGGACGAGCGCGGCGAGUUUCAAAUGUUACACAAAAUGAACCCUGUCAGAAUUCAAUUCAUCCGCGAGAAGCUGCUUGAAAUGAGGAGGGAGGACGGAGAGGACGCGGCGAGUGCGGAUGACGUUCUGAAGGGGCUGAAUGUCCUAGAUGUCGGAUGCGGGGGUGGUCUGCUUUGUGAGAGCCUCGCCAGACUCGGCGCGAACACGCUCGGCGUUGACGCUUCUGCGUCGAACAUCGGCAUUGCGUCCACACAUGCAUCAUCCGACCCUUCGCUCAACUACUCACUCUCCGUGAAAUCUACGUCCCCAGCACCGACCAGCAGAGGGAAGGGCGCUCUGACAUAUGAGCAUACAUCCGCGGAGGACGUGCUCGCUACCCGGGGUCCGAGGCAAUUCGACGUUGUCUGCUCGAUGGAGGUCCUCGAGCACGUAGACAACCCACGCACGUUCCUGCGCAAUUGCGCUGACCUGGUCAAGCCCGGCGGUCACCUCUUCCUCUCGACCAUCUCGCGCACGCCGCUUGCGUACCUACUCACCAUCUUCGCCGCGGAGCACCUCCUGCGCCUCGUCACACCCGGAACGCACACCUACGCCAAGUACGUCCGGCCCGAGGAGCUCACGCAGUUCUUCGGCGACUACCGCUCUGCCCCUGAGAGCAGGCCGUGGAUCUCUCGCCUGUACGGUGGCGUACCCACGCGCACGGAGGCGGAGACGCGUGGGAUCAUAUACGUCCCGUGGAAGGGCGAGUGGACACUGGUCCCUCGCGGCGCCGUGGGCGCGAGGUGGGGAGAGGGGUGCAACUACCUGUUCUGGGUACGGAGACCGCUGGAGUAA
This is a messenger RNA of Rhodofomes roseus, 1017 nucleotides long. RefSeq names its product ubiquinone biosynthesis O-methyltransferase. Gene Ontology annotation, biological process: ubiquinone biosynthetic process. Bases 1 to 1017 code for a protein of 338 amino acids. The transcript has 4 exons. NCBI's taxonomy places the organism in Eukaryota, Fungi, Basidiomycota, Agaricomycetes, Polyporales, Fomitopsidaceae. Gene Ontology annotation, molecular function: 2-methoxy-6-polyprenyl-1,4-benzoquinol methyltransferase activity. The record is from RefSeq and is a predicted model, not a curated record.